Molecule: messenger RNA, 819 nt
Organism: Trichoderma harzianum CBS 226.95
Lineage: Eukaryota; Fungi; Ascomycota; Sordariomycetes; Hypocreales; Hypocreaceae
Exons: 1
Coding region: 1-819 (272 amino acids)
Molecular function (GO): trans-aconitate 2-methyltransferase activity
Source: RefSeq, a predicted model, not a curated record
AUGGCCACGCAAUCAACUGGUCAGGGAAGAGCAGCCGCCACGAAAGAUUGGUCGGCGGCCCAGUAUCUCAAAUUCGCUGAGCAGCGCACCCGACCCUCGCGUGAUCUUAUUGCUCAAGUGCCUUUGGCAUCGCCAACUCGCAUUAUCGACAUUGGAUGCGGUCCUGGCAAUUCGACUGAAGUCCUUGCGAAACAAUGGCCGGAUGCACAUAUUUCGGGGAUGGAUUCCUCUCCCGACAUGAUUGAAACGGCACGCAAGGCAUUGCCUAACCUGGACUUUACUGUGGCGGAUCUGGCAACUUAUACGCCAGAGGGACCGGUCGACCUUUUAUUUUCCAAUGCGGUCUUUCAGUGGAUCAACUUUGAGGACAGAAUCCCCAUCAUCAGCCGCCUGAUUCAAUCCCUCAAGCCUGGAGGUGUUUUUGCAUUCCAAGUUCCCGACAACCACACCGAGAAAUCUCACGAAGCAAUGCGUGCAGUUGCUGAGAACGGUCCUUGGGCAGAGACUCUUGGGCGUCUUAAGCCGGCACUGGGACCCUUCCAGACGCCUAUUGAGCUUUACAAUGGACUAAAGCCCCUGUGUUCGUCUAUAGAUGUGUGGCACACGUAUUACCAGCAUCCUUUGGGUGGUCACCAGGAGAUUGUUGAAUGGGUCAAAGGCACGGGGUUACGGCCCUUUAUCGAUCCUCUCGAACCUGAGCAGAAGGAAGGAUUCCUAGCAGCGUACCUGGAGAAGCUCAAGGAGCUUUAUCCCUUGUGCGAUGAUGGAACAGUCUUGUUGCGAUAUCCUCGACUAUUUUUUGUUGCUGUCCGCGCUUGA